AUGGUAAACAUAAACUGGCCGGGGCUACUCAAGUGGUCUACGAAAUAUGCAGACGGUACGAUAGAUACAAACAAACGGUUAAGUAAGGAGGACAUUGAAUUUUUGCAAGGUGCAAUAAAGGACGCAUUAAGUCAAAUAGAAGACCCAUACGAAGCAAUAAAUGAAGCAGUUCGAAAUUUUGAAAAUAAAGAUGAAGGUAUAAUAUUAGCAUCAGCUAAAAUUGUAGAAAGAUUAGUGGAUGAAUAUCCUGAAGUAGCUAGAAAUUUAGACAAAAUUAAAGCAGUAGAUCCAUUAUUAAAAUUAUUAGAUAAUAAUAAUAAUCAUAUUUUAGAAUCAGUAUUACAAAUAUUUUCUUUAGCUUUAUCAAAUAAUCCAGAAUUACAAGAUUCGGUAUUUAAAAAAAAUGCUUUAAAAAAAUUAUUAAUAAAAUUGCAGGAGUCGCAAAAAACAGUUAUUGAUAAAAAAUUAAUUACAGCUAUUUCAGCUUUAAUAAGACAUCAUGAUGAAGCAGAAAAUAAAUUUAUUGACUAUGGAGGUAUUGGUUUCUUAGUGUAUGGUAUGCAAACUAAUAUAUACAAAUAUCAAGAAAAAUCAGCACUUCUUUUAAAACAUUUAAUUCAUCAAAAUAAAAUUACUUUUGAGUUAUUUCUUAAAAAUGAAAUUAUGAAAGGACUUAUAUGUUUAGCUAAUAAUAAAAAUAUUGAUGAAACAGGUAUACAAUAUGGGGAAACUACAGCAGAACUAUUUUUAGCUUUAAUGCAAAACCACAGACACAAAUUAGCAAAAGCAGGUUACUUACAUAAUUUAAAAAAAUUAAUUGAAGAUAGACUAGUAUAUCUGCGCGUUGUUCAAAACAGUGCCUCCUACGAUGUGUCUCAUGAGAUUGAGUUAUUUAAUGACUGCCUUAAGUUAACGAAGUAA
Plasmodium malariae is the source of this 921-nucleotide messenger RNA. RefSeq names its product conserved Plasmodium protein, unknown function. The coding region runs from base 1 to 921 and encodes 306 amino acids. The record is from RefSeq and is a predicted model, not a curated record. The transcript is spliced from 2 exons. NCBI's taxonomy places the organism in Eukaryota, Apicomplexa, Aconoidasida, Haemosporida, Plasmodiidae.